Molecule: messenger RNA, 7878 nt
Organism: Misgurnus anguillicaudatus (oriental weatherfish)
Lineage: Eukaryota; Metazoa; Chordata; Actinopteri; Cypriniformes; Cobitidae
Gene: rgs17
Product: regulator of G protein signaling 17
Source: RefSeq, a predicted model, not a curated record
CGGCACCCUUUUAGCAGAUUGACAUCUAUGACUAAAAGGCCCACAAGAAAUUGAGAGAAAUUGCUUCCGGAGGAGGUUGACCAUCAUGAUACAACUUCUGAAGUUCCUCCCAUUCAGUUAUGCUUCUGGUUUUAUAAUGAAGAUGUCUUAUCCUGGAUCAUUUUGCCCUUGACUCAAGAAAAGGGUUAACCUGCAAAUACCAGGUGUUUGAAACCUACCUCCACCCACCUCCCGUGUUCCCCAUCAGGCAUGAUAAGAGAAGAUACAAGAGGACACAACUUGUAUUCCAGCACUCUGUCCAUUGCAACUUUUGACAUUACUGUCAUGAUUUUCUUACCUGAUCUUCGGUUGGAUAGCUGCUAAUUUGCAUGACAUGUGUGUCUACAGCCUCAGAGUGUGAGUGGAGUGGAAAUGAGGAAAAGGCAGCAGGGACGCAUUGAAGGACCCCCGCAGGCACCUGGUCACCCGAGGCCUAAUACCUGCUGUCUCUGCUGGUGUGGAUGCUGCAAAUGUCUCUGGAAUGAAGACAGGAGAGAACGUUCAGAGAGGCAAACAUGUACAAAGAUGGAUAGCAUAGAAGCAACAGAAGAACAGCAUCCCACACUGGAUGAGUUGAUCGCCUGGUCCCGGAGCUUUGAGAUGAUGAUGCGCUCUCCGGAUGGAAGAGAUGUUUUCCGGGAGUUCCUGCGGUCUGAGUACAGUGAGGAAAACCUGAUGUUCUGGAUUGCUUGUGAGGAACUGAAGAAAGAGACCAACCCAGCAGCUAUCGAUGAAAAGGCCAGAAUCAUUUAUGAGGACUAUGUUUCUAUUCUAUCACCAAAAGAGGUCAGCUUGGAUUCAAGGGUGAGGGAAGGCAUCAACCAAAAUCUGGCGGAGCCUAGUAGUUUGAUGUAUGAGGAGGCCCAGCUUCAGAUCUACACGCUCAUGCACAGAGACUCCUUCCCCCGAUUUCUCAACUCAUCUGUUUUCCAGGAUCUCCUUAACAGCAAGAGAACCUGCUUAGACACCUAGAUUUCAGCAAGAACGCUUGAGACAAAAAAAACCCAAGGUGCCACUUUUUAAAAAGGUGUGAUGUUUCUUAUUUCGAGAGUGAGUAGUUAAGCAAUUCUGAGCAUCCACUAGUGACCCUGUUCAGUUGUGUUUAAGUGCCAAUACGAGCUGCUCAGGCAACUGUGACACAGAUAAACAUGUAGGAAAAUGGACAGAUCCAUAGUUCUUACUCUCAGCUGACCUUUUCAUUUACCUGCUUAGUCACUUUAAAUCUCUUUUACCUUUCCUGUUCACGGCCUGUUUCCUUCCCCGUCUCUCUUUUCCUCAUCCUUUUCGUCUUUUAGACCUCACAUGUCUAAGGACAGCUGAAAAUGUUUUUUUUAAAAACUAAACAAAUGGAUAAGCGGUAGAUGUAAAGCUAGUAAACAUGAUCUUUGCAUGAUACAAGGUUAUGGAAUUUGCUCGGACUACAAUGUUUUUAUUUGAAUUUAAAACAAGUGUUUUUUAUGCUGUCAUGAGGAGAGAACAUUGUAACGCUCUCGUAAGUGAAGGGAAAAUUAGCUGUGCCAAUUGUCUUUUAAACCGAAAAGCUGGGAAGUGUAUUCGCUGUCUUGCCGUCCAACCUUUUUCUUUUUUUUGCGUGUCGACAGUUGUUUAACUGGGAAACAUAAGGGCUAGCUCGUGUUGUGAUUGGGCAGCUAAAUGAAUCAUGAACAUUUCUUUCUCUCUGCAAAAUCACAAUGCCUCGACACUGAAUAAGUGCAUAAAAGCUGCUGAUGCUGGUGACGACACAGUUCAUUGGCCCUCCCAGUCCAUUACUAGCCGAGAGAAGCACAGGUACUAGAGGUCACGGGCUGUGUAAGCUUCGCUGGAUUUGGAAAUAACUCACCAAUGUUCUGGAGGUUUUCAAAAGAACUUAGAAUUGUCUUACACUUAUAGAAAUGUAUUUUAUUAAACAAAAUUGUAGUGAACACAAUGCCUUGUUUUUGAGCGUAACACUACAGUAGGUCUAUUGAAAAUAACCGAGAGAAUUUUCUCAGAGCUGUCAUUAUGAAAGAAUCCAUACCAAAUCCAAGUCAGAUUUGGUUUUGAUGUAAAAAUGUCUUUGUAGACUAAUUUGCGUUUUUCACGGUUGAAUCCAUCAGCGAGGCUUUUCAUGGCCUCCGAGUUGAGACGAACGUCUGUGUUUGUUUAAAUGCUGAAAUGAGGAACGGUCUCGGUCAUAUUUACAGCUUGAAAAAACGCAGGUUCUCAAAACACAAAAAGUCAAUCUUUUUGAAAUUCUUUUUCCAGCAUGCAUUUCUUUUGUGUGUGUCAUGUACACAUUGCAAUACUCAACCCAAAAUUGAUGUGAACCAUUGCAGGUUGCAUCAUAUUGAAGAUGAUUUUCCUUGAAAGGUUUAGACUUGCGACCCUUCGUGAUGUUGGAUUCAAACUUGAAUGUUGCAGUUUUCUAGAAAUGUAUGUGCUAUUGCAAUUUCAGUAGCCAGUGCAUGACAACACAAUAUCUAAAAAUACUGGUGUGUUAAACCACUUCUCACCUUUUAGCUGAGUACUUUAAGAGUGAAUUGCAUUUAAAUGGAUGUUUUUUCUCACCAUACCCAACCUCAAAAUGUCACUUUUUCCAAAAUUAUUGUGCCAAUGAAUGAAUGAAGGUUUGCUUAGUUAAUAUUUCUUGUUUGUUGUUGGGUUUUCUUAUUGGUGCUCUCUGACAGUUAAGUGCCAUUCACUCUGCAGGUUUACCAGAUUAAAAUGAAAUCCUUUGUCACUUUACCAAGUGCAUAGAUAUCCUUCUUUAUAAUAUUAGUGUAUUUGAGCAUCAGCCAAUGAGAGUUGGUCCUUGAUUUAUGUUGUUUUAAGAACAGAAUACAGUAGGUAGUUGCAGCGAACCAUCGUGGGAAGUUUGCUUUUCCCACAUUUCUUAAACAAGUGAUUGAAUUUUAUUUAAAUUUGUGUUUAAGAAAAUAAUCAUGUCAUUAAAGAAAUGAGCAAUAAAUCGUCUUGCUCUACAAACAAAGACCGUGCAUGACAUUCACUGAAACUUUUUUUAAGGGGGAUUUGAGCUGGACAAAACGUACAAAUAUUGAGUAGCAUAUUAUAAAAAAUUCAAUAAUAGGUGUCAAUGACGCUUGUUAAAUUUUUAUUAAGUGACUUUUUCAGUCAGUACAAGAAAACUUUAAGAUCACUCAAAUCAAAGGAAUCUGGCGGUUCACAUUUUGCGUCUAAAACUGUGUGGAAAAUGCGACCAUGCUGCUUUCCUCCUUCUUUAAAGCAACACUAAAGAGUUUUUGCUCUUUGCUCUACCUACAGGUUGGAAGCGGAAUUGUCCAUUACCACUGUAGUAAAUACUGCAGCAAAGCUGGCUCUGAUUGGAUUGUAGGUCUGCCGUAAAGCAAGUUUUUGUAGUUUUCACUCGAACUACAGGACUGCGACCCGACGGUUGAAAACUUCUUUAGUGCGGUUUUGGCCGAUAGAGGGCUGAAAAGCGAAUGUGAAAGUGGAUGAACGACUGAACUUUUUUGGAAACGUUAUUUUAAGGUAAAAAAACUCUUUAGUGUUGCUUUAAAAAACGCUUUCCGAUGCGUCAUUCUGAAAAAUUAAAGUAUUUUCACCCGGGUGCGGCACCUGGAAAAAAGUGUGCGUCGCACAGCGUAUUUGAGCGGGCUUGCCACAUGUCUACAUUCAAAAAGACGUGAAGUGUACCGCCCUUUAAAGGGAAAGUUCGGCCAAAAAUGAUAUUAAAUGCAUGAUUUACUCACCCCGAAACCGUCUGAGAUGCAUAUGUCCAUCAUUUUUCAAACAAACACAUUUUCAGUUAUUUUAGAAAUGUUUUAGCUCUUUCAGUUAAUCAAAUGUAAAUUUACAGCGUCCAUGUCCUUCAAGUCCACGAAAUGUGUAUCCAUCCUUCACAAAAUAAAUCCAAACGGCUCCACGAUGAUAAACAAAGGCCUUCUGAGGGUAAUCCACGCCGUUUUGUUGUAGAAAUAUCCACAUUUAAAACUUUAUAAACGAAAAUAUCUAGCUUCCUGUAAUGCCGCCAUCUUAGUCGCGUCCGCAUUCAAGAUAAGAGCGUACGCAGUUUACGGAGGUUUCUCUGCUGCUGCUUCUGCGUCCCCGCCCUCCGAAUUUGUCAUACGUCACGAAAAAAAGUGCGUACACUACGCUGAUACUCUCUCCUGAAUACAGAGGUGUUUAAGUUAGCGCCGUUAUCGGAAGCUAGUUAUUUUCGCACAUAAAGUUUUAAAUAUGGAUACUUCUACAAUAACACAGUGCGGAUUACCCUCAUUUUGUUUAUCAUCCUGGAGCUGUUUGGAUUUCUUUGGGGAAGGAUAUAUAUGCACAUUUUUUGGACUUGAAGGAGCUGGACCCCGUUACUUUACUGUUUAGCAGCUGGACGAUAGAAGACAUUUUCUAAGAUAACUGAAAAUGUGUUCAUCUGAAAAAUGAUGGACUUGCAUCUCGGACGGCUUCGGUGUGAGUAAAUCAUGUGUUUAAUAUAAUUUUAGGCUGAACUAUCCCUUCAAGGCCAUUCUCAAUAUUAGACGAUAUUAGUCAAGUGUUAUGCAGCUUGCUACAAAGAGUUCUCAACUGUAUCAUUAUUAGAUAAUGUAAACAUAUCAUAAAGCAAAAAAGGUUAUAUUUUGUAGUGGACAUUUGAUUCCAUGAGGAGAUAUUUAAGCUUGAGCUACUGCCACAGUCUUUAUUUUGUAUUUAAAACCUGCAGAAUUGACUGAAUUUCAUGUAUGAUUCAGAGUCCUGUAAAUUACAACAAAUGAUCACAACUUUGCAAAAGUAUUGGAUUAUUCUAAGAAAAUAUUAAAGUUUGUGCCAUUUAGAAAGAGUAGCUAUCUGUUGUGAUUGAAAUAUUUUAAUGUCAUUUUUUGCUGCUAAUGUUUAAUUUUUUUAGAUUUCACUUGAUGGCUGUCAUCUAUAAGAGCUGAUUUUAUCCGCAUGUUAUGACUUGGAAAACAAUCUUUCUUGCCAAAAGGCUCAUUUUCUAAGAACAUGAAGUGAAGGCUGUGCUACAGUUUGUGAUUCUAGGAGUAUUGUCUCCUUUAAUGACUCUUCAUUGGUUUCCACUACCUCUCGUUAUGCUUGGUUUUUCUCAUCUAGCUGUUAAAUGUUCAAAUGUUUAUUUUGAUCUACUUGAAGCCUAAUACUGUAAAUGAGAUGUACACAGGUGUGUACCGAGGGUUUAUGAAGAGUAGCAAUUUUUUUUGUUUGUUUGUUGAAUUCAGCAUAAUUAUGAUACAUACUUACAAAGUAUUCAGGAAGCGUACUGUUUAAGGGCUAAUCCCAUAUUGCCUAUGCAAAUCUCGUAAUUGUCAUAUUGGAAUAAUUAAUGACUGAGAAAUGUUUUCCUGAAAUCGGGUGGAACACUGGUUUACAUAUGCCCAUUUCUGAUAUUCCUUAGUCGCUCGAGUCACUUAACAUGUUAUAUACACAUAUAUAAAUGAUAAAGCUACUCAAUUAAGAUUAAAUAAAUUUGUGUUGUGUCUACUGUGGGUGCGUUUUGACAUCUUGAUAGGUCGACAGUUUACUGUUGAUGUAAAUGCAUAGUGAAUGUAUGGUAAUGUGCAUGCUGAUGUUCAUUUGUUUAAGUGAUUCAUUUUUGAGUGAUGGAAAAACUCUGUCCUCUGUGACUGCACAGAAAAGGGGAAGUCAUUGAAUUAUUUGUGAAUGAAGCGAGUGUCUAUUCUUGUUUUCAGGGGUGCUUUAGUCUUUUUUGGAAAGGUUGAAGGGCUACUUUAGGCACUUUAAACAUGCUUUCCAAGAACGAGAAUAUCUACCUCUUGGUUGUGUUUUUUCCAUUUGCUUAAUUUAGAAGAUUUAGCCUUGAAAAACAUGUAGCUUGCGCACACAUUGAUUUGUUUAGACUCGAGAUGUGGAGAGUAAAGAGCCACAGAGAUGAACUGGGAGAUGCUUUUGCCUUGUUGCAAACGAUUUACUUUUAGCUCAACCUCUUUAACUUCGAAUCUUUUGGUUCUUUUGUUUUUAUCUCCGUUUAAAAUAGUUUGUCCCCAAGCAAAGACACAUCUGACUUUCAGUACUUCAGUAUUUCAAUAUUUUCUACAACAAUCCUGUUACCUGCAUGUGCUUGCAUUGUGAUAUAUAAAGAUUGCUGUAAUGACAAUAUGUGAAAAAGUGUUUACAGCACUCAACAGUACCAUUGCAUCUAUAAUAUACAGUAGAUGCUAAAUAAGUGCACACCUUCAAUUUUUUUCUUUGUAAGCACAUAAGUUUUGGUCUUUACAUUAAUUUUAGUUGUUCAGUCAUUCGGGGUAGCGUGAAUUUUGGCGAAGAAGGAAGGCUUCAUGUAUUUUAGCUUUUUAUACCAUUAUUGUUUUUUCUUUAGUCAUUAAAUCCCUUUUCACUACCACAUGGUAUGUGGUAGUAAGACAGAGAUCAGGUAAUAAUUUUAUUACCUGGCUUUAAAAUUGCUAAAACAUCAUGCUCCUAUUUCCAAAUAGGUUGGUUUUAAUAAUAACUUUCCAGCCAUUUCAUCCAUAACUCCAUCCACAUUGUUAAUGCUUCAAUGAUGUUAAAAUAAGCAACCAAGACCUAACUAUGUUUUUUUUUAAGUAUUAUGUUUGUUGGAUUUACCACAAAUGAAGUUAAACUUUAGAACAGUAUCAUUGUUGCAGCAAUACCACAAACAACCUGCCGGGUACAACAAAGCUGUUCGACCGUAGUCCUAAACCCUAGAAAUGAAUAAGCAUGUGUACAUCAUUUUUAUAAUGAAGAAACAACCGGAUUACCAUUUAGACAACUUGAGCCUUAUACGUUUGCAUACAAAAUUGGCAUUUUUAAUGACCGUCCCUGAAAAGGAUCCUUCAAAUUUACAAAAAAGAAAGAAAAUUAUGCCAAGAAGAAAGAACAGUUGCAAAUUUACACUCUCAUCAAUCCCUUAUCACAGUUUAUCACAGUCACCCCAAAGUGCCUUGAAUAUUUAGGCAAUGAUCUGAGUUAAAUGAUAUCACUAAAGAUGUUUGUCUGUUAAAGUCUUUUCCCUCCCUAUAUAGGACAGAAAACGAUUCACAUCUAGAUGUUUGGAAAUAAAUGUAAACUACUAUUUGGAAAUAGAGCUUUUCAUACUUUCAUUGUUUUUGCAAAAAAGUUUUUUUAUUUAAAAUCAUGAUAUUAUAAUAAUGUCAUGCAAAAGUGUGUGGUGCUUGUCACAAACUUUUUUUUAUCCCAUUGUCAGCUCAUAUUAUGUAGACGUUUUCCUACACAAUACAGCCUUUCUGAUGUUUUCUUUAUCCUCAGAUAAGACACAGAUCAAGCCUUCACUGAAGGCAUUCUUUAGAUCUGUGCCCUGAGUCCGAAAUAAUGCUGAUUUUUAAGUAAUAUCACCUAUUUUAAUAUAAAAAAUGAUGUAGUAAUUCUGUUGUUUUUUUAAUACCAGAGGACAAAAUCUAAUGCAUUUGUAAAUUAUAACUGAUAGAUAAAACAUGUUUUAUAUUUGGCAUGCUUUUGGUAUUCAAAAUAGUAUUUAACACAAUACUGUACAAGUAUAUAUAUAGAGGUACUGCAGUAUGCAGACGGUUAUCAUUGAAACUUUAGAAAUGGACAAAGUGAGCAAUUUCUUUAAAAAUGAUUAUAUUUAAACCAGAUGAACUUUCAGAUGUUGAAUGGAAAGGUCCUUACAGGUUACUGUAAGAAAAUGUAGUUUAGCUUAGAGAGUGGCAGUACUGAUGUACAAGUUUAUUAAUAUUUAGCCUAAAAGGAUGGUUAUCUUUCAGACCAUGUGUACUCCUGCAUGAACAAUAUAAAAAGAGAGAAAACAUGUACUUGUAGACAUCAAAUAAAGUGACUUACAAUAUGGUGCUUUUUCUGUCUGUCUGACACAUGAUAACAUACUUUAAUAAAUAGCUGAAGAACAAAUUA